CUGCUGCAAGCAGCGACUCCGCGUGCUCGAGCGAGCGAGCGAGAGAGAGAGAGAGAGAGAGAGAGAUGGGGGACGCCCACGCGAAGCGGGUGCUGCUCACCGCCACCGGCGACGCCAUCUCCUGGGGGAUCGCCUCUAACCUCGCCAAGCACGGCUGCAGGUUGGUUUUGGUGGGCGAUGAGGACUCGCUGGCCGCGACGGUGGAGGAGGUGCGGCGCUGCGGGGGUGGAGGCGUCGCGGUGGUGGGGCUGGACUUCGAGUCCUGCGACGAGGCGGCCGUAGACGCGGCAGUGGAUCGGGCGUGGCGCUGCUUCGCCGGACUGGACGCCUUCGUCAACUGCUACUCCUACGAGGGGGAGGUGCAAGAUUGCCUCAGCAUAAGUGAAGAUGAGUACAAGAAGACCAUGAAAGUAAAUGUGACUACACCUUGGUUUUUAAUGAAGGCGAUUGCAAAGCGGUUCCGGGAUACAAAAUCUGGUGGAUCUGUUGUGUUCUUGACUCAGAUUAUUGGUGCUGAGAGAGGAUUAUAUCCAGGUGCUGCAGCUUAUGGUACAAGCUUAGGAGCUGUUCACCAGUUGGUCCGACUGUCUGCCAUGGAGCUCGGCAAGCACAAGAUAAGGGUGAAUGCAGCUUGUCGCGGUCUGCAUCUGCAGGACAAGUUCCCGGUCUCUGUGGGUAAGGAGAAGGCUGAGAAGGCAACCGCACAGGUAAUGCCCCUGCGGAGAUGGUUGGAUCCGGAUAAGGACCUGGCAUCCACGGUGCUGUACCUGGUCGGGGAUGAAUCCUGCUACAUGACGGGCACAACAAUAUACGUCGAUGGCGCACAGUCCAUCGUGCGGCCGCGUAUGCGCUCCUACAUGUAGCCAGGCGAGGACAUAAUGGUAGAUCAGGAACGUGCAGAACGGCAGGAUUUCUUCUUCAUCAUGAGGAGCCGAUUGCUCAUCUGGAUGUAUAUACCAUUUGUGUAGUUAUGAUUUGCAUAGGGUGGAUUGAUUGGGUAACCAGUUAUGAAGUAAUAAAAUAUGGUAUCAUUGUUGUUGAUUGGGUACAAAUUAUUUCAGUUGCAUUCCACGAUUUGGAAUUGCACUGGAGGGUGGAUUUACUCUGGAUA
Messenger RNA from Setaria italica (foxtail millet), 1111 nucleotides. Its product is annotated as oxidoreductase UcpA. Lineage: Eukaryota; Viridiplantae; Streptophyta; Magnoliopsida; Poales; Poaceae. The transcript is spliced from 4 exons. The record is from RefSeq and is a predicted model, not a curated record. The coding region runs from base 66 to 863 and encodes 265 amino acids.